AUGAACUUAGACCCUAACGAAUUAUCAAAAUGGAAUUGCAUUCUCGAGCCCAAGACAAAUGGGAUCAAUACUUAUAGUGGACUCUACAUAGGAGACAUUGAUUGCGCCAAGGAUCAAUAUUUGCUAUCAAAAUUACAAAUACGCGCUGUUUUGAGUGUCAUUGAUUUUCCUGAAAUUAAUUUACCUGAAUCAUACAUCCAUUCAAAAAUCUCAAUUCCUGAUUCUGAAGAUCAAUCAUUAUUAGAUCACUUCCCUUUGUGUUUCAAUUUUAUAGACGAGAAUAGAAAACAUACGAAUGUAAUGGUUCAUUGUUAUGCUGGAAUAUCAAGAAGUGCCACAGUUGUUUUGGGUUAUUUGAUGCAACAUUUUGAAUGGAGUUUUGAUCGAGCUUAUUAAAUAUUAUGGUGUUUGAGAAAAUAAAUAUUGCCAAAUGAAGGCUUUAUAAAAUAAUUGAGAGUGUAUGAGCAAAUUUUAAAAAAAGAAGAUGAGAUUGGUAAACCUGAUUAUAAAAUGGAGAUUAGCAAUAGUUCUUAAGUCACUAGGCAAAAUUAGUUUUUGAAACAAAUUGAAUAAGAAAUUGAGGAGAGACAAAGGAAUUUAGAAAAACUAAAAUAAAAAUAUAAGUAAAUUUAGAAUACUAAAUUGAUAUCUCAGCAAUCGAAAACCAUUUUGUGA
Paramecium octaurelia is the source of this 675-nucleotide messenger RNA. The record is from the annotation of a GenBank genome assembly. NCBI's taxonomy places the organism in Eukaryota, Ciliophora, Oligohymenophorea, Peniculida, Parameciidae.